Epinephelus moara (kelp grouper) is the source of this 2230-nucleotide messenger RNA. It is a transcript of the gene nsrp1, whose product is annotated as nuclear speckle splicing regulatory protein 1. The record is from RefSeq and is a predicted model, not a curated record. Gene Ontology annotation, biological process: regulation of alternative mRNA splicing, via spliceosome. The transcript has 7 exons. The coding region runs from base 25 to 1500 and encodes 491 amino acids. NCBI's taxonomy places the organism in Eukaryota, Metazoa, Chordata, Actinopteri, Perciformes, Serranidae.
UCCGUUCACAGUCAGCAGAGCAAGAUGGCGGUCCCUACAAAACAGUAUGGGCUGAUCUUGCCUCAGAAAAAAGGAGUGUCAAAGACCCUGCAGAAACACUCAGUGUUUGGAGAUGACUCGGAUGAUGAGACCACAGUUGGGGAGAGUCUGCAGAAAGAAGCUGUCAAAAAGAAGAUGAUGAAGCAGACACGUUUGGAGAUGCAUAAGGCCCUGGAACAGGACAGCACUGUAUACGACUAUGAUGCUGUGUACGAUGACAUUCAAAAGCAGAGGCUUGAGAGCAACAAAAAAAUUCUGGGAGGCGUUGACAAAAAGCCAAAGUAUAUCCACCAGCUAAUGAGAGCAGUCGAGGACCGAAAGAAAGAACAAGAACGAAGGGAGGAGAGGAAGAUCCAGAAGGAAAGAGAGGCAGAGGGAGAGAAGUUUGCAGAUAAAGAAGCUUACGUUACCUCUGCCUACAAGCAAAAACUGCAGGAGCAGAAGGAGGAGCUGGAGAGAGAGAAGAGAGAGGCGGCAUUGGAAGCGGCUUUGGACGUGAAGAAACAAAAAGACCUGAGCGGCUUCUACCGACACUUGCUGAAUCAGACUGUAGGAGAGGAGGCGAUACCGGAUCGCUCAGCAAUCAAAACUGAGACCUCAAAAGUUUCAAAAGACACAGAGAGGACUUCGCCUGUUGCCUCAUCUACGUCCCAUGACAAUAUCCCAAGUUCCUGCAGCGACAGUGAGGAGGGUCAUGAGCAGAAGUCUGGGUUUAGCAAACCUGGGACAGGCUCUGCACACUCAAAACGGCAAUACAGACAGAGGUCACCUUCAUCAGGGAGCGGAGAGGAGAGGGACAGAGAGAAGGAGAGAGACAGACAUAAGAAGAGCCACAGAGAUCAAGACAGGGACAGAGGAAGGGACAGGGACAGAGACAGAGAGAGAGACAGGGAUAGAGAGAGAGACAGAGAUAGAGACAGAGACAGAGACAGAGACAGAGACCGAAACAGGGGAAGGGAGAGAGAUGACCGACACGGAGGAAGAAGAGAUGAUAGGGAUAGAAGGAAAGAGAGGGACAGAGACCGAGGCAGGGAAGAUGACAGAAUCAGAGGCAAGGAUACAGACAGGGAAGACAGACACGGGAAGAGGGAGAGGAGCCCCAAAGAAAGAGAGAGGCAUAAGAAUGGGGAAAGAGAGAAGAGGAGGAAUCCAGAUGAAGUCAAGCAGAAAGACAAAGACCUGGAAGAAGAGAAGGAGAGAAAGAAGGAACCCGAGAAGGAGACGGCAGUGAAGAGAGAGGAAAAAGAUCCAGAAAAGAAGGAAGCAGUCGCAGAACACGGAAAGGAAAAAGAAGAUGAACAGAAACAGGAAGGGGAGGAGAAGGAAGGCGCAGAGGAGAAGGCGAACAAGUUUGCAAAGCGCAGCACUGAUCAGACUGUGAGUUCGGCAAGAGACCGGUACCUGGCCAGACAGAUGGCCCGCUCAGCCUGUAAGACGUAUAUAGAGAAGGAAGAGGACUGAGAGCUUUGCAGCACAUGACGCAAACUUUGCUGAGUUGGACACAACCUUUAUCUUGAUUUGGAGAAUAUGGCUAAUGUUAUUCUUUCUCAACAAAUCAAAUGAAAAGCCAAAACCAAGAGUUACUUUCUUCCUCGGUCAAUACUUUGUGACCUCCCUGCCCUGUUACCUGAGCCCACUGGUUCUCACUGAAGAUGUAAAUCUUUAGAAACUGAUUUUCUUUUCAAGGCCCAAUGAAUCCCUAAACAGCUUGGCAGUGCAGAUUUUAGCAAACACUCCUCAAAUAAGAGUAAACAGGGCAUUUAUUGGGAUCUAUUUUCAGCUGUGGAUUAAUACACCUUUGGUAUACUCAUGAGUCUUUACAUCACUAAUACAGUGUAUGUGGAAUACAGCUUUCGCAGUAACAGCAAUAUUGCAGUACAGCGCCAUUGACAAGCCAACCACAGGAGAUGGCAAGCAUUGCCACCACUGUUAUGGUCAUGGUUAUGGUCACACUAUGCUGCAUAUGCCAGCAGCGUGAUGAGGCGCUGAGCGUCUAUUCUGCACCAAUUGCUGCCAUUUUUUCUGGUUGCUGGGAAUUUAAAAAUAUUCCUAUUUGUGGGGCGUUGGUAGCGUAGUGGAUAGUGCCAGCGCCCCAUGUAUAGAAGCGAUGCCUCGCUGCAGUGGUCACAGGUUCGACUCUCGCUUGUAACCAUUUGCUGCAUGUCAACCCUCUCUCUCUCUCUCUCUCUCA